AUGUUAAAAAUUGGUAUUAAAAAGAACCUAGAACAAAAACAAGCAACAGAAGAAAAUAUUCACACUGCGUUACAACAAUUGUUACUCCAUUACCGAACGACUGUACAUGCGAAUACAAAUGUAUCCCCAGCGGAAGUAAUGUUUUCAAGGAAAAUAAGAACGCGUUUAGAUUUAGUUUUGUCGGCCAAGCAGCAACCGCGUUCAGAUGUAAAUACAGAUAAGCGAGUGCGUGAGCUUGAGAGGGGAGAGAGAGUGCAGUGUAGGAAUUAUUUUGGAUCAAAGAAAUGGUGUUUCGGAGCAGUCAAACAGCGUAUACGAAAGCUGAAUUACGAAAUCGCAUUGGACGACGGGCGAACGUGGAGGCGCCACAUAAACCAGAUACGAAAAAUCGGCCGGGGUACGCAAGUUCAAGCCAAUGAUGACUGGAACUUCGACUACAAACCACCGGAAGAUCCGGAAACCGCGCAACCGCAGAGUGAGGAGCAGAACGGUCCUCAAGAUCCCCCAGAACAGAUGAGGGAUACGGGAACGCUAGAACGACACAUGCAAAAUCGAAGACCGCCCCAGCGAUACGGCGACGUUUAUGUACAUUAG
Molecule: messenger RNA, 594 nt
Organism: Osmia bicornis bicornis
Lineage: Eukaryota; Metazoa; Arthropoda; Insecta; Hymenoptera; Megachilidae
Exons: 1
Coding region: 1-594 (197 amino acids)
Molecular function (GO): nucleic acid binding
Source: RefSeq, a predicted model, not a curated record